Messenger RNA from Gilbertella persicaria, 795 nucleotides. RefSeq names its product P-loop containing nucleoside triphosphate hydrolase protein. Gene Ontology annotation, cellular component: cytoplasm. The record is from RefSeq and is a predicted model, not a curated record. The transcript has 4 exons. Lineage: Eukaryota; Fungi; Mucoromycota; Mucoromycetes; Mucorales; Choanephoraceae. Gene Ontology annotation, molecular function: ATP hydrolysis activity; ATP binding. The coding region runs from base 1 to 795 and encodes 264 amino acids.
AUGGAUCAUUUUCAUUAUGCUCUCUCUAUUGUUAAGCCUUCUAAUCUGAAUGAAUUUGCAUCUCGAGUACCUGAUGUUUCAUUUAAAGAUAUUUUCGGUAUUGAUGAUAUUAUUCAAGAAAUCAAAACGUCUGUUAUACAACCCUUUCAGCAACCUCAUAAAUAUCUUGAAUUAGGUAUUUCUCCUCCCAAGGGCAUUCUGAUACAUGGUCCCACAGGUGUUGGUAAAACAAUGCUCUGUUCUGCUCUGGCAUCAGAAGCAGGUGUCAACUUCAUGCUAGUUGAGAGUUCACAAAUCAGAUCUAAAAUUGUUGGGGAGUCUGAAAAAGGCAUUGCUAAACUAUUUGCUCAAGCAAGAUCCAAUGCACCUUGUAUUUUGUUUAUUGAUCAGAUUGAUAUGCUGUUACCGAAAAGAGGAACAAGCCAGUCUUCGGAAAAUACAAGUGAUCGUAUUGUUACGGGCUUCUUAACUGCUACAAAUCGUAUAGAUGCUAUUGAUCCUGCAGUACUAAGACCAGGCCGUUUUGAUGAACAUAUUUAUAUCCCUUUACCAGAUGAAAAUCAACGAUAUGCUACUAUUCAAGGCAUCAGUGCCAAAAUGCCUAUAGACAUUGAUCAUCAUCAACGAACUGAACUCGUUCAAAAGACAGCAAAUUGGUCUGGUAAGGUUAUAAGUAGCUAUUUAUCUACUCACAUAUUGUCAGGAGCUCAACUAAAUAAUCUUUUUCGGGAAGCAGCGAUGGCAAGUCUUCGCGAAAGUGUAAAUAAUACGAAGGUAAAUUAUCAUUUAGUUUGA